Patella vulgata (common limpet) is the source of this 3856-nucleotide messenger RNA. Its product is annotated as TRAF-type zinc finger domain-containing protein 1. The record is from RefSeq and is a predicted model, not a curated record. The coding region runs from base 16 to 2169 and encodes 717 amino acids. The transcript has 11 exons. NCBI's taxonomy places the organism in Eukaryota, Metazoa, Mollusca, Gastropoda, Patellidae.
CUGUCAGUUACAUGUAUGCAGUCAUUGUUUUUUAAGACGAGCGAUCGCUCUCAAGCGCCUGCCGCUCACCUGAAUGUCGACCGAGGGGAGGUUUUUCUCGCUCUCCUUAAAAUUGAAAAUGGCUCUCCUUUACAAAGUCAUUGGGGGUUUAUUACCAUUUAUGAAUCCAGGAAUGACCACCUAACAUACUGUUAUUGUUCUUCAGUAGGUUGCAAAAUUCCCUGGAAUUUUCAAACAGGCAAGAAAAAUAUUGCUUCCACCAACUUUGUUAUGCAUGAAAUGCACUGUAAGAGACAUAUUAUUUUAUGUAAGAAAUGUAAUGAGCCUGUUCCAAGAUCAGAAGAAGAAGAACAUUUUGAAAGUUUUCAUGCAGAGAUUGGUUGUGAUCUCUGUAAAAUGAAAGUAGAAAAAAAUAAAUUAGAGCAUCAUAAGGAAAGCGAAUGUAUGAGCAAGCCUAAAAAUUGUGCCUUCUGUGAACUACAGAUGCCUCAGUGUGAUUUACCAGAUCACGAAAGUUACUGCGGAACAAGGACAGAACCGUGUGCAUCAUGUGAUCAGUACAUCAUGAUUAAAGAUUUUACUCUACAUUUAGAAAGUGGAUGUCAAUACCCAACACCUAAACCUCCGCCUGCGGCACCCGCCUAUCUUACUCGCAUGACAGACUUUAACGAUCCUUUCUCUUUCGAUGAAAUUCAUAGAUUCUUAGAUGAUGCUGAGGUGCCAUCUUUCGUACAGAUUGGUUCAGAUAACCAAUUUGUGGGUGCUUCAAGUUUUGGCAGACGUGGAGACAGAUUAAGAAAUAAUACGUCUGAUAGAACACGUAAAAAUACAACAAACAGAAAAUCUGAAGUCAACAGACAGAAUGAGUUGUCAAAUAGUCCUCCUAAUACAAAUUAUGACAGUAUGCUGUCACAGUUACUUAGUGCCUCACAAACCCCUACAGAUGAUCUUACCCAGUAUGUGGAAACCAUUCAGAAACAAAGUAAUCCACCAGUACUAUCAGGCACAGAAGAGUCUGGAAGUAAUUCUAAUAUCAACCGAUAUUAUGCUGAAGAUCAGUUACCAUGUGAAUUUUGUGGUGAUCUAUUCCCUCCUACUGAUAUUAUUCAACAUCAGAGUGGAUGUGAAAUGAUGAUAUCUGGCGAAUGGUCUAGUAUAAAUCCUGCUAUAACUACUCAUUCUUCAGAAAGUAGAAACAAUGAAGUUCCAACUGAAGUUCAUCGAUCUACAGCUUUUAUACCUGUUAUUAACAACUUACACGACACAGAACAAUGGCAAUCUCCAGUAAUACAUGAACCAGAAGUAGAGAGCGUUGAGAAUACUAUAAUUAAUGCUAAUGUUUACGAUGAUGAUGUUUAUGGUGAUGAUGUUAUGUUACCAUGUGAAUUCUGUACUGAUCUGUUUCCUUCAGAAAUGUUGGUUAUUCAUCAGUCCAUAUGUGAUGCUAAUACAACCGUUACACCUAGAGUUCAAACACCUGUUAGUACCUAUAAACCUAAACUAAGAAAAAACACAUCACAUACCGCUAAUUAUCUAGGAAACGACAACUUUAAUAGCUCCAGAUCUAGAAGACGCCAGGGGGCACCAUCUGAUCUCGGUGAUUACGAAACUUUACAAAAUAACAACGAACUUAGUGAACAAUUUUCUCGUUUUAACUACGAUAUGAAUAAACCCUCUAAUGGACAUUCACAUCAAUCAUAUCUAAUGUCCAGUAGCAAUAAAAGAAUGAAUGCAACACCAGAAGUUAGACGGACGUCUGUUUCUAAACAUAAAACAUCUGAACCACAAAAAACAUUAGAAAACUUAUUAAAAGAUGAUCCAGACCAGCCUUUUGGAUUAUCCAGUAGAAAUGUUGGUACAAGAAAUUUGGAAUCCGGUGCAAGUGGGGGAGCAGGUGCUCAAGGAGAGAGAAGGAAUAAAACCUCUGUAUCUGCUAAAAAGGUUUAUCAGGAAAUAGAGAAAAAAGAUAAAGAAGCUUCAAGGAAAACUCCUAAUAAAAGAUCUACUAAUACAAGGAAUUUUGUUGAUGACAAUAGAGAAAGCAAUGGUGAGAGUUCAGUCCAAACUAGACAAAGAUCUACUCAUCUAUUAAAUGCUGACCAUAAAGCUGGUGCUUCUCAGCCAAAAUCUAAAACCACGACGAAAUCGAAAAGCCAGAAUAGAAGAUGAUGAUAGCAUUAAAUGGAAUGUUUUUCUAUGUGGUGUUACUGUUGAAUUUUGUAUUUAUUAUUAACUGUAUUUUUCUUGUUGCUAAUUUUACAUUUGAGGGUCUCUAGUUUAGUCUCAAUAUUAUUCUGAUAUUCUAAGAUUUAAUGGAAUGAUUUAUAUAUAAUCUCAUUUUAUAUCUCCAACAAUGUCAAUGACAGAAGCUUAAGUGACCCCGAGUGGAGUAUUUCAUCUGUAACAAAAGUAGAAUAGAAUGGAAGUCGAGCAUAAUAAAGAAAUUUGUGAAUGAAUUAGACAAAUGGACUCACCCUAUGAAGGCACUGCGAAGAAUGAAAAUUUAGUUGAUACGAAUGAAAUCACUUAAAAACACAAUAUUCCAGACUGUCUCAGAACAUUUUUCAACUACUGGAAAAUAACUUGUUUCUACCAAUGAGCAUCAUCUAGUACUAGGUUUUGAAUUAGAUUACUAUCCGUAGAAAACACUUUUAAGCCCUUAUAUUUGUUCAAAUUGAAUAUGGAAUUUGACUUUUAGUCUUCUGAAGCACUGGAGCUUUAACUAAAAUGAUCAAGAAGAAAAUGGCAUUAUGUAUGUUAAUGUGAUUAUUUAUGCCAAAUGCAAUAGUGUAUAUAUUUUUGUUUACAUUGUGGGUGUUAUCCUCUAAAUUUAUCUUAUUAUAGUCAGGCUGUGUUCAUGUUUUUUCUUUCUUAAUGAAUAAAUCACGAUUGACAGGGUUGUUGAGAUUUUCUAAAAAAAAUGUUUUUAAAUGUAAAGAAACCAGGGGCAACCAUUAUCAAUUAUUUCAAUCUUCUAUUAUGCCUUUUCAGGUUAAUUUAUCUAUUACCCUGUUGUAACAUUUUUCUUUUUAUGCUAGUCACCUUCUUUCCAGAUAGCUUUUCAAAUGGCAAUAUUUCAACAAAGAAUUAAUUGAUAAAGCCCACAUUUUUACAGAUUAUCAUUUGAAAGGUAGGCAUUGAACUGAUUGAAACAGAUUGUAUCCAAAUAGAAAUAAUCUCUUGCUAUCUGCAACUGUUUGUAUUUGUUUAAUAUUUUAAUAAUGCAAAUGAUCAAUCUGUUUUCCACAUCUUUUUAACGUAUACAAUUGUGCAUAGACAAAUAAGUUGUUUAUUUGUAAAUAUUAUUAAUUAUUAUUUAAAAUAUUAUGUAUGUGUACAUAUUAAGUUACCAAUUUUGUUGUGUUAAAAAAAAAAUAAGGUUUUAACAUAUCGAUUAGUAAAAUUUAUUUUAUGUUCAUGUCAUAUAUUUCGCAAAUUGUGUAUUCAAAAUUCAAUAUUAUUGCUUGUCUAAAUUAUUAACCCUGAUCAUAUACCGUGCCUAGAAGAACCACAGAGGUUGCUACUGCGGUGGCAAAAUUAACUCCUACAAUGACAGUAUAUGAGAAGGUCCAAUCAUAAGAGGACAUAAUACUUGUCAUAUAGAUGUAUUUGGCUUGUUGAAAAUUAAGUAUUUUGGUUAUAAUUUACAAAGUUAUGGGCCUUGUUGGAUAACCUUAUUACUAAGCCAGAAAAGAGUAAUCUUAAUGGAACUUGUAAUAUAUUUUAUAAAUGUAAUUUAAAGACAUCCAUUUUUAUAAAUUUUCUUAAAUUACUGUGGUUAACAGCCAAAUAUUAUGUUUCGUGCAGUACAAAUACAUUAUGUGCAAAUAAAAAUUAUUCUUUCAUUUGGUAUAAA